UCCGUUGAUUAAGUGAUUAGACGCUUCAGAUUGGUAGUUGGAUCUGUCCUCUCGUGCUUUUAUUAGUACAGAUGAUUUACCUAAUGAUUAAAAGUGCUAAACAAUUAAUCUACAACAAUAAAAACAUCUACUAAAAUAUUGUGAAAUGAGAUAGUAUAUUAUGCGUAUCUAAUACGUGAAAAAUAGUCCGAAAAACAAAUUCCCAAGCUUUUUUAAGCCAGGAUAUACGUUUUUACGAGAAAAAAAUGGACAACCAGCCGAAUCAGACUAUUCCCAGCCGGCCCGACCACUUUUAUUUUUAGCUAGCCCGACAGCCACCCUUUUUUUUCUAAAGCCCGUCAAGCCGGCCUGGCCAGCAACAAGCAACCCACCGGGACAAUAGGGUUUCGUAGCGCCCGAGUGGGUGGUGGCGGCGGCACCUGGCUGAGGCCCGAGCGGCCAGCAGGGCACAGCAGUGCGCGGGGCGCAGCGGCCGGCCGGCAGGGGGCGGCGGCUUGGCGCACGGCAGUGGGGGGCGGCCUGGCGCGUGCGGCCGCGGCCUGCAACACGCAGGGCGCGCGGCUGGCAGCAUGCAGGGGUCGCAGCGGCGGCCUACAGCAGGCAGGACUUGCAGCGGCGAGCGGCGGGCAAGCUGCGGGUCUGAUGUGCGGCCCGUCGCGGUCGGGACGAGUUCGGGCGGCCGGCCUGAGGCGGGGCCGGAGGGCGCGGCGGCGGCCGUCCAGCAGUGCGCGGCGGCGCGGCCGGGCAAGCAGCCGGCGCGGUCGGGGACCGACGCUGCUCGACCAUGCGAUUCGUCCGUCGUGGAUGUCACCAAGUGAGCGUCAGCAGCCGAUGGCAACCGGCCAUCGAGUGACGCGGUUGCUGCCAGCAGCCGGCGUACGUGCUCAACAACGAUGUUAGCGUCAUCUGGACGCAACACAACGACGACAUGUCAACGGACGGUGACACAGCGACGUUGGCGUCAGCACCGUCUUCCUAAAAUCUGCGCGUUGGUGCAGCAGGCACACGGUGGACACGUGCACAUAACUGAUGCAUCGUGGCUCUGCCGUGCUCGUGUGUAGCAUG
Hordeum vulgare subsp. vulgare (domesticated barley) is the source of this 1065-nucleotide messenger RNA. RefSeq lists its product as uncharacterized. The transcript has a single exon. The coding region runs from base 570 to 818 and encodes 82 amino acids. Lineage: Eukaryota; Viridiplantae; Streptophyta; Magnoliopsida; Poales; Poaceae. The record is from RefSeq and is a predicted model, not a curated record.